UUCCGGUGACGAGUGAACCCUGCGCCUUCUAUUUGCAACUUUUGCUGUGUAAUCUGACCAAGCGAGGCUAGAACGCGUCUUUUCUAUUUAAUACUCGCUAUUAAUCUAGCUCUUCUAAUACAGAAUGGAAUAUUUAAUCGGUAUACAGGGACCGGAUUAUGUCGUCGUCGCUGCCGACAAUGUCGCAGUCAACAGCAUCGUUCAAUUGAAACAAGACGAUGACAAAAUGUUCAAACUAAGCGAGAAGAUCUUGCUGCUGUGUGUGGGAGAGGCAGGAGACACGGUACAGUUUGCAGAGUACAUCCAGAAGAAUGUUCAGCUCUACAAAAUGAGAAACGGCUAUGAACUCAGCCCAGCAGCCGCAGCAAACUUCACGAGAAAGAACCUCGCAGAGUACCUUCGAAGCAGGACACCAUAUCAAGUCAACUUGUUGCUGGCGGGCUUCGACGACGCAGACGGCCCAGGUCUCUACUACAUGGACUACCUGUCCUCGCUGGCCAAGGCCCCGUUCGCCGCCCACGGCUAUGGAGCCUUCCUCACUCUGUCCAUCCUUGACCGCUACUACAGACCCGAUCUGACCAGAGAUGAAGCAGUGGAUAUCUUGAAGAAGUGCAUUGAAGAACUGAACAAGCGUUUCAUCCUGAACCUUCCCUCCUUCACUGUCCGUUUGAUUGACAAGGAUGGCAUCCAUGACCUGGAGAAGCUUUCUCCCACCAAGUGACCGUUCCCUGCUUAGCUACCAGCAAUCACAACCUUUUUUUUCUACCACUGACCUCCUUGUUCUUUCUGUUCAAAUAAAAAGUGACGCGCAGUUGAGAUAUA
Molecule: messenger RNA, 822 nt
Organism: Phycodurus eques (leafy seadragon)
Lineage: Eukaryota; Metazoa; Chordata; Actinopteri; Syngnathiformes; Syngnathidae
Gene: psmb2
Product: proteasome 20S subunit beta 2
Exons: 6
Coding region: 125-721 (198 amino acids)
Biological process (GO): proteasomal protein catabolic process
Cellular component (GO): proteasome core complex, beta-subunit complex; nucleus; cytosol
Molecular function (GO): peptidase activity
Source: RefSeq, a predicted model, not a curated record